Suillus discolor is the source of this 657-nucleotide messenger RNA. RefSeq lists its product as uncharacterized. The transcript has a single exon. The coding region runs from base 1 to 657 and encodes 218 amino acids. The record is from RefSeq and is a predicted model, not a curated record. NCBI's taxonomy places the organism in Eukaryota, Fungi, Basidiomycota, Agaricomycetes, Boletales, Suillaceae. Gene Ontology annotation, molecular function: zinc ion binding; nucleic acid binding.
AUGGCGCUUCACCUCCUACCACUCGACUUCCCCGACCUUGUAAACCUCACGGUUAGGAUGGCUAUGUCAAAGCCACAUGCCGAAGAAAUUAGACCCGUGCGCGCGCUACCAAAGAAAAGAGCGGCCACAAUGGAUAGAACCCGCACGCUUUGCCGACGCUGCGGAGGAUAUGGGCACACUUUUAGACAGUGUCCUGAUUACGUCUGCUGCAUUUGCAGCAAGAUUGGACCGGAUCAUUUAUCGAUCCAUUGCCCUGGACUCAAGGGACACUUAGUGCUCCAAGAGUUUUCAGAUGAGGAGAAGUUCUUCGAAGCUCUCCUAGACUGGGAGCAGAACCAUAAAGCACUCGCUGACCUCGCGCUCGCCUUCCCCAUACCACCUUCACCUAUGCCCACAACGCCGAUACCCAUGACACCAGUGCCAGCACCUCCCUCGACACCUGCACCGUCCUCCCAGACAUUGGACGAAGUAUUAAUUGAAGCCGGUGACUUCAACCUUAGUAACGGGGUAAUGUUACAGGCAUCCGUAACACUUACAGGAGCCCCAGCUCUGCCUACACCUGCCCCCGCUCUGCUAGACUCCCUGCGCGGCGGUGCGCCGUCCGCACCUAGAAAGAUAGCGGUCUGGACCGCUGUGACCCCGCCCCUGGCGCUAUGA